CUCUACUCCUCAUCUUUUUUUUCUUUUUUUUUUUUUGUGUGUUUACCUACCACUUGAUUCACGUCAAAUAUAACUACAAUGGAUAACGAGUCUCGUGAAAUCGUUCGACUCUGGAGAGUCUACAGAACUAUCCAUCAGCUCUGUAACCAUAGAGGCUACCUCAUCUCUCAAGCUGAAUUGGACCAAGAUCUCGAAUCCUUCAGACAGACUUUUGCCAGCCACGGAAAAGUUGAUCGCAAUGCAUUGAUGUUCAUGGUUCAGAAAAAGGACGACCCUGCAGAUCAGAUGCUUGUUUUCUUCCCCGAUGAGGCUUCUGUCGGUAUCAAGACCAUCAAGAAGUACUGUGAGUUGAUGGUUGCAAAGGGUGUAGGACGCGGAAUUGUUGUUUUCCAGGAAAAGAUUACGCCAACGGCUGCAAAAGUUAUUAAUGAAGUCAGUCACAGCUAUCACCUUGAAUCAUUUCAGGAGGCAGAUCUGCUCGUCAACAUUACAGAACAUACUUUGGUUCCACAGCACAUUGUCCUCACUCCUGAAGAGAAGGAAACUUUGUUGAAGAGAUACCGCUUGAAGGAAACACAGUUGCCUCGCAUUCAACCCUCGGAUCCCAUUGCAAGAUAUUAUGGAUUGGCACGUGGACAGGUCGUCAAAAUUAUGAGGCCGUCUGAGACAAGUGGCCGUUAUGUUAGUUACCGUCUUUGCUAUUAAAAUAUGCAAAUAAAUGACAGUAACAAGGCUGGAUGACAGGAACAUGAAUAAUGAAGACGUUUGAAGGAGAAACAUAAGAAAGGAACAAAGGGAUAUUUCUAUUUUCUGGCUCAGAAUUAUAAUGAAUUGCCACUUGAGAAUCGAAUAUGAAGUUGCAUGCUUUUAUUUCAAACAAAGAAGAAAAAAAAACCCCCCAGCAUGGGAAAUACAACGAGCCAAUUGAGAUGUGCAUAAAUUCAUAAAUAAAUAAAUAAAUAAAGUGGACGGAUCACACACAAUAAAUAAC
Molecule: messenger RNA, 991 nt
Organism: Lobosporangium transversale
Lineage: Eukaryota; Fungi; Mortierellomycota; Mortierellomycetes; Mortierellales; Mortierellaceae
Product: RNA polymerase
Exons: 5
Coding region: 79-705 (208 amino acids)
Biological process (GO): DNA-templated transcription
Cellular component (GO): RNA polymerase III complex; RNA polymerase I complex; RNA polymerase II, core complex
Molecular function (GO): DNA-directed RNA polymerase activity; DNA binding
Source: RefSeq, a predicted model, not a curated record